UGAAAAUUUUCACUCGCCGAUCUGAAAACGUUGAUGAUUAGUGUUCUGAGCUCAUUACUUGAAUUAGAUCAGUCAAGUCUGUGUAUUUUAAUGCUAGCUAAACAGUUCUAGAUAGCCGGCAUUUAUCAUUAGAUGUAAUACAAAAAUUGUUCAGCAGUUCUGCACUGAAAAAGCAGCAAUUGGUAAAUUUAAACCACUUCACUCAAAUUACUAUUUUGGAAUUGGAUAUUAUGCGGUUUCGAAAGAGUAAAUGUAAAAGCAAUUCUGUCUCUAUAGUUGUCUCAGAACUUGUAAUACAGUCAACCCCGCUUAAUUGGACCACAUCAGGACCAAGCCAAACUGAACCGAUUAAGCCGGGUUGACAGUAUUACCUUUUUAGUAAUUAAAGUAUGAAGUUUUAUUCUUUAAUUACAGAAUGUUAAGUAAAUAUGAAACUGCUAAUACAUUUGGUAAAACUGGCGCCCCCCACAUUUGCAAGAGAAUGUUGUGCAUGCUUUAGUACUUCUUCUAUUCAUGCCAAGAUGCAAAUUUCUCCUAAGAAAACCAACUACGACCUACAAUACCUGCAUAACUUGAAUAAAGACCAGCUGGUAUACAGAAUUCUGAGACUCCAGCGGUUGGUUGAUAGCUACCAUUACACCUCUAGCCCUGUAAAUGUGGACGGAAGAGACAAGGUACGAGUUGAACAUCCUAACCCAGAUGAAAUAGUUUCUCAUUUAACAAGUGUGCGUAGAAUUGCGCUCAAAGUUUUGUAUCUUGGUUGGGAUUAUGUUGGUUAUGCAUUCACCAAGUCUUCACUUGCCUUCAGCAAACCUGAGUCAAUUUCAAAUGUGGUGGAACGUGUUCUGUUGGAAGCCUUACUAAGGCAGCAACUGAUAACUGGGGUUGGCUCCGUAUUAAACUUUGACAGAGCUGGUCGAACUGAUCGGCAAGUUAGCGGUUUAUCUCAAGUGGUUUCUGUCAAUGUUAGAAGCAAUUUAAAUAAAGGCCAUGGUGUAUGGUAUCCUAAGGUGGAGGGAAGUGACAACGUUGGAAACACAAAACCCGAAACUGAAUAUUUUGAAGAUGGAUUCCCAGUAAGCGACACCACCCUUGAUGACGGUGAACUUCCUUAUGUUUCAUUAUUAAACCAAGCAUUACCACCAGAUAUUCGAAUUCUUGCUUGGUCACCUGUCAAAAAAACAUUUAGUCCACGCUAUCAGUGUCGGUCACGAACAUACAGAUAUGCAUUCGUACGUGGUAGUAUGGAUAUUGAACUAAUGAAUGAAGCAGCUCAGAAGUUUGUUGGUCGUCAUGAUAUGAGAAACUUCUGUAAGGUCUCAUCAGAGAAUGCAUACAGGACCUAUGUUCGAACGAUAAACUCUAUCAAAGUAGAAGAGUUUAACCAAACCAAUUUACCGGAAUGUGACAUUUGUGUUGCUACGAUAUCUGCUGAAAGUUAUGUCUAUAAACAGAUCCGACGUAUGAUGUCUAUACUUGGUAGGAUCGGAUCAGGGGAAAUCCCACCUUCUACUAUAGAUGAAAUGCUGGAUGUUGAAAAGAACCCGAAAAAACCUUCGUUCAAAAGCUGGACGCCACUUAAUUUAACUUUGAUUGAUGCUGAAUUUGACGAAGAAGAUGUUCACUGGCGCUGGGGAGAAGAAGCUUUAGCUGACACUUCUACAAUGCUUGCCAACGCAUACAGCAAACAUGCCGGACAAGCUGAAGUAGCUCGAUACAUGUAUGAGCGUGUGGUAUCUCAGAUUCAGGACCCAGGGUAUAGACUUGGAGCUGUGACUACCUUGAAUGAAAGUUGUUUACCCUCUACUAUUGGUGAUGAUAAUAAGUUCAGUUACUCUGAACAUACUUUAACAAUUGAGGAAAAACAAGAAAGGUAUGCAAAGCAAAAAAUUAAAAACAGAAUGAAGCGAGGUCAGUACCAGUAUGCUGCUACACUGCAUGCGCAAAAUAAAAGAAAGUAAAAAAACUGUUGAUAAAGAAGAUGUUUCAGUUUAGUCUCGUCAAUGUUGAAAGCAAUUUAUUUGUUCUGUAUUAACUGAUAUUUUUUCUGUGUUUUUUUUUUUAAUUUUUAAUACACAUCCAAAAUGAAAACAUUUGUUUGAAA
Ciona intestinalis (vase tunicate) is the source of this 2104-nucleotide messenger RNA. Its product is annotated as putative tRNA pseudouridine synthase tag-124. Gene Ontology annotation, biological process: mRNA pseudouridine synthesis; tRNA pseudouridine synthesis. NCBI's taxonomy places the organism in Eukaryota, Metazoa, Chordata, Ascidiacea, Phlebobranchia, Cionidae. Gene Ontology annotation, molecular function: RNA binding; pseudouridine synthase activity. Gene Ontology annotation, cellular component: cytoplasm; nucleus. The record is from RefSeq and is a predicted model, not a curated record.